Molecule: messenger RNA, 2474 nt
Organism: Setaria italica (foxtail millet)
Lineage: Eukaryota; Viridiplantae; Streptophyta; Magnoliopsida; Poales; Poaceae
Product: lysine-specific demethylase REF6
Exons: 6
Biological process (GO): chromatin remodeling
Cellular component (GO): nucleus
Molecular function (GO): histone H3K4me/H3K4me2/H3K4me3 demethylase activity
Source: RefSeq, a predicted model, not a curated record
UCUCUCCUCCGUCAGUCCCCCCUCUCUCUCCUCACUACCCCAAAGCAGCAGCGGCAGCAGGAACAGGGCAGCAGCCGCUGCAGCAAGCUCGAAGCAGUAGUCAGCGAGAGCCAAUUCCCCAAAUCGCCCCUCCCAAAUGCGAGUCCUCGCCUGAGGAAGGCCCCCCUGACCUCUUCGUGCUCCCCGCCGCCGCCGCCAUGUCGCCGCCGGCGGUGGAGACGCCGGAGUGGUUGCGCAACCUGCCCGUGGCGCCGGAGUACCACCCCACCGCCGCCGAGUUCGUGGACCCCAUCGCCUACAUCCUCAAGAUCGAGGCCGAGGCCUCCCGCUACGGCAUCUGCAAGAUCGUGCCCCCGCUCGCGCCGCCGCCGCGGGAGGCCACGGUCGAGCGCCUCAAGGCCUCCUUCGCCGCCAAUGCGGCCGCCGCCGCCGGCGUCGACGGCGCGGCCCCGGCGCCCACCUUCCCGACCCGGCUCCAGCAGGUGGGCUUUUCCACCAAGAAUCGCCGCCCCGCGAGCCGCCGCGUCUGGGAGAGCGGCGAGCGCUACACGCUGGAGGCCUUCCGCGCCAAGGCGCGCGACAUCGAGCUCCCGAGGCACGCGGUGCCGCCCAAGCACGCGACGCAGCUCCAGCUGGAGGCGCUCUUCUGGGGCGCCUGCGCCGCGAGGCCGUUCAACGUCGAGUACGGCAACGACAUGCCGGGCUCCGGCUUCGCGGCGCCGAAAGAGGGCGGCGGCGGCAAUGCAGCCCUGGCGGCGAGGGACGUCGGGGAGACGGAGUGGAACAUGCGGCUGGCCCCCCGCGCCCGCGGUUCGCUGCUGCGGGCGAUGGGCCGGGACGUGGCCGGCGUGACGACGCCGAUGCUGUACGUGGCGAUGCUCUACAGCUGGUUCGCGUGGCACGUGGAGGACCACGAGCUGCACAGCCUCAACUACCUCCACUUCGGCAAGCCCAAGACCUGGUACGGCGUGCCCCGAGACGCCAUGCUCGCCUUCGAGGACGCCGUCCGUGUGCACGGCUACGCCGACGACCUCAACGCCAUCAUGGCCUUUCAAACACUAAAUGAGAAGACAACUGUCUUGUCUCCUGAAGUUCUUCUUUCUGCUGGAGUUCCUUGCUGCAGAUUGGUACAAAACCCUGGUGAAUUUAUUAUCACGUUCCCUGGAGCUUAUCAUUCUGGUUUUAGCCAUGGAUUUAAUUGUGGAGAAGCAACAAAUAUUGCAACGCCUCGCUGGUUGCAAGUGGCUAAAGAAGCUGCGAUCAGGAGGGCUUCCACAAAUUGUGGUCCACUGGUGUCUCAUUAUCAGCUGCUCUAUGAGCUAGCACUAUCAUUACGUCCAAGGGAACUUAAGGAUUCUCAUGGUGUGCCCAGAAGCUCUCGUCUAAGGGACAAGAAGAAGAAUGAAGGUGAAAUAAUGAUCAAAGAAACAUUUGUUGGAAGUGUGAUCGAAAACAACAAUUUUCUUAGCAUCCUUCUUGAUAAGAGUUCUUGUGUAAUUAUCCCGGAGAUUAAAUUUCCCCUUCCAUCAUUUCCUACAAGUAUGGCACCUGAAGUCACUGUUAAGCAAGGGUUGAUUGCUGGUACCUGUAGUAUUAGCCAGAAAAAGGCUGAAGAUAUGCUUGCUUAUGGCAAUGCAAUAGAUGAAAUCAAAGGGUUUGAAAAAAUGAGCGAGUCACAAUCAUCAAGUGCAACCACAUCCUCUGCAUGUAACGGAAGAAAGCUCUAUGAAACAAAAUUUGGAAUGGUUAACAGCAGCGCUCUCUUAUUGAAUUCAGAGAUUCAGAGUGGAGUAAUUGAAAAAGGUGGAUCACAUCAAGGAUGUGGGCUCUUAGAUCAAGGGCGGUUGCCAUGUGUUCAGUGUGGCAUAUUAAGCUAUGCUUGUGUAGCCAUCAUUCAACCUAAAGAAGCAGCAGUCCAAUAUGUUAUUUCUCAGGAGUGCAUGUCAUCAAGUGCAAAACAUGGAGAAAUUAUGAAAUCAAAUGAUACCUCAAAUUGGAUAACGACUGUUCCUCCACAAGGGCAUUCUUCUGAAACAGAUGAUAAUAGAAUACACAACAUGAGUUCAGCCCGAGUUUCCGAUCGGUGUAGACAGCUGUACACCAGCAGCACCCAUGGAUGCGCUUCUGCUCUUGGGCUCCUGGCUUCUGCUUAUGAAUCAUCAGAUUCUGAUGAGGAAGCGGAAGCACCUGAUAAUAUAUCAAACAAUAGUGCAAACAAUGAUGCAGUAAAUGGAAUUACAAAUAUUCAGUCCUCAGGAACAUCAGUUCAGUAUCAAAAUACAAAUUUGCACUUGUAUGAAGAGGGAUGUGAUUCCAGAGCAACAGUAUCUCCAAUGAAACCAGUAGAGAAUAUGAGUAUUGCUAUGACUCAGGCUAGUAUUGAAACAGAUAUGACCCAUCUUGCAGAUCUGGGAGAGUCACUAACUGCAUAUGAUCAGUGGUCAGCAUAUCUUGAUUGGAUGAUGAUCCAACUG